This is a messenger RNA of Salarias fasciatus (jewelled blenny), 2343 nucleotides long. RefSeq names its product sialoadhesin-like. Lineage: Eukaryota; Metazoa; Chordata; Actinopteri; Blenniiformes; Blenniidae. The transcript has 9 exons. The coding region runs from base 72 to 1880 and encodes 602 amino acids. The record is from RefSeq and is a predicted model, not a curated record.
UUUGAUCAAACCACAGAUAAUAUAAAGUGUCAGUCAAAUUUUUGGAUUGUUAGUCGACGUCAGAAGUGAUCAUGUUGUUGACAGAAGUUGGAUGUUUCUUUCUGGGUUCCAUUCUGUGUGUCUCUGGGCUUCAGGCACAACAAACCAACAUCUGUGCUUUAAAAGGUUCUUCAGUUCAUCUGAACUGUUCAAAUACAAAUCUCACUUCAAUAAAGAACUGGUACACUGUACAAAGGAGAGGAAACAUGUCUGUUCGGUCUAAUUUAUCUGCAGAUGAACCUCGUGUGACGUACAAGUCACAGCAAAGUUUCCCCACAUUGACAAUCAAUGAUCUGAGAGACACUGAUAGAAACUCUUACUGCUGCAGCAGCGUUACUGAGACGCCAUGGGACUGUUGGAAACAUGCCGUUCAUCUCACCGUAUUCGACCUUCAGGUGAAGGUGGUUCCUUCCACUGAGGGACAGACAGUCUCUCUGAUGUGCAGCAGCAGCUGUCUUCUGACUGAAAACCCUGCAGCCUACAUCUGGUACAAGAACGGAGACUUUCUCUAUGAGGACUGGUCUCCCUGGUACCAAGAGCUGGUCAGCAGUGACUCAGCAGUCUCAUACUCCUGUGCUAUCAGAGGCUACCAGGACCUCAGAGCCCCUCCAGUCUCAGUGGACUCUGUAACACACACCUGCUUCACUGUGACCUAUGCUAAAGGCAGAAUGUGUUCUUCUGAGCAGACGUCAGCAGAUGAGUCCUGCUCCAUCACAUAUCCCACAGAAUUAUAUGUACAAAGGACUCCAGUCCCUCCAAAGGUGUUCAAACUGACCUGUAAAACCAACUGUCCCCUGACUGAUGCUGUGACUUCACUUCAAUCUUACCACCUAAACCGUUAUGAUGGAAAUGAUACACAGGUGAUGGUUGGGAUUCCUUCAACAGAUAGAAUCUUCUGUACUGUGAAAGACCACGAGGACCUGAACUCUGCUCAUGUCUGUGUUAGUGAUCUGAGCUGUUGGAGAGUUGUUUAUGCCAGCAGGAGAAUCUGUGCUCUGAAAGGAUCCUCAGUCAACAUCUCAUGUCAAUAUUAUUAUUCUAAAUCCUUCGAGCCAAAGUCCAAUAAUUGGUAUCAAACAAAGAGAGAAAUGAAGGUGCUGACAGAGGAUGGAGGUAAAGUGCAGUUUGAUGGCAGCAAGAAGAACCAACACAUCCUCACAUUGAGAAAUGUUCAGAAGAAUGACUCAGCAGAAUACAGGUUCAAUGUCAGAGAGUUUGAUGGAUAUAUAAACCUAUUUGGCUCUCCUGGAGUGACUUUGAUCGUAACAGAUCUGGACGUGAAGGUGACUCCUUCUCCAGAGGUCACAGAAGGUCAGAGAGUCACUCUGACCUGCAGCACCAGCUGUCCUCUGACUCACAACUCAAACUACAUGUGGUUCUUCAACAGUGAACCUCUGAACUUAAACAACAAACACCUGAUUCUAGAAGCAUUCAGCCAUCAGCAUGCAGGAAGCUACUCCUGUGCUGUCAGAACCGGCUCAAACAUCUCAGACACAUCAGCUGUGAAGACUCUUAAAGUCCAAAGUGUGACAAUAAUGUGGGAAGUGGUCGCUGCAGGAGUCUCUGCUGUUCUGCUGCUCUUCAUCCUCCUCUCUGUGAUCGUGUGUGUGAGAGCAAAGAGGACUUCUACUCAGUCCCCUGGAAAUGAAGCCUCAAGCAGCUUGCAGCAGAGUGCCGACGUCUCAGCUGGAGGAGCAGUUCAGGAGCUUCACUACAGCAGCGUCCACUUCUCCAAGAAGACAGGUCCUCUCUCCUCUUUGGUUCAGCCACAUCAGCCCCGAGAGCCAGAGGGAGACCACUAUGCCGCCAUCAAUUUCAGAGCCAACUCACGUCCAGAGUGAACAUGGCGCCGUCUCACAGCUCACUCACAUCGUGCUGCAGAUCGAGCUGGUUCCACCACAGUCCAGCUCAAAGUGACACCGACUGAUCGCUUCGUUUGAAACACAGUUUGAUGAUCUAAAUUGCAUGUUUCCAUGUUCAUUCAUACAUGGGUGAUAUUUAGUGGCAUGAAUAUCUGGCAUUCGAGACAAUGCUGUUUCCAAGCAGUUAAAAAUAUCCAUUUCAGUGAAAAACAUGUUUAAUGCAAAGCCAUACAUGAAAGUUUCAGGCUGCCGAUAAUAGCCUGAAUCACCCUGAGUUCUUUUUACUGUGAUUUUAUAACCAAUAAUUUAUUUUUAAUUGCCAUAUUAUUUUCUUUGAUGCCUUAGUAAUAGUUAAUACUUAUUGGCAUUAGCACCAAUUUCCUUUUUUGUUUUGUUGCAUUUUUAUUUCUUGUACUACAUCAUAUUUCUGCAUUAAAAUGUA